This is a messenger RNA of Plutella xylostella (diamondback moth), 2718 nucleotides long. The record is from RefSeq and is a predicted model, not a curated record. Lineage: Eukaryota; Metazoa; Arthropoda; Insecta; Lepidoptera; Plutellidae.
AAACUGUUUUGUUCACUUUUUACCCGAAGUUUACACAAAGUUUUACAAGUUCACCGACUUCCCAACCCGCUUGACCCUUCGAUCUUUUCCUUAUCUUCAACAGUUAAUAUUAAUACGGUCUUCUGAACUCAUUUAGAUAACUGCUGGACGUUGCUAGAAAACUCUUUUAUUUAAGAAAUACUCAAAAAUGCCAGGAAUCGUGACAGUGAACACAAGUCCUUACGAAGGUCAAAAGCCGGGUACGAGUGGUCUUCGCAAGAAAGUUAAAGUUUUUCUUCAGGAGAACUACACGGAAAACUUCGUGCAGAGCAUUUUGGAUGCGAACAAGGGUGCCGUGGCGGGGUCCACGCUGGUGGUCGGCGGAGACGGCAGAUAUCUCGUCAAGGAGGUUGUAGAUAAAAUCAUCAAGAUAUGCGCCGGUAACGGAGUUUCUAGACUCCUGGUGGGACAAAAUGGAAUCCUGUCAACUCCAGCGGUCUCCUGCAUCAUCAGGAAAUACAAGACCCUUGGAGGCAUAGUGCUAACAGCGUCACACAACCCGGGCGGCAUAGACAACGAUUUCGGCAUCAAGUUCAACUGCGCCAAUGGCGGCCCGGCGCCGGACGCGACCACCAAUCAGAUCCACGCGCUCACCACGCAGAUAUCGCAGUACAAGACUGUGCCGGAUCUCGUGUGUCCUAUUGACAAGUGCGGCGUGCAGAAGUUUGAUGUGGAAGGUCAGACCUUCACGGUGGAGGUCAUUGACCCGGUGGACGACUACCUGGCGCUGAUGCGGGAGAUCUUCGACCUGCCCGCCAUCGGGCGCCUGCUGCGGGGCGAGGGGGGGAGGAAGUUCAAUGUACUCAUUGAUGGGAUGAACGGAGUAACGGGCCCCUACAUCCAGCGCAUAUUCGUGCAAGAACUAGGCGCACCCCCCACCAGCGUGCGUCGAGUCACCCCACUAGAGGACUUUGGGGGGGCGCACCCGGACCCCAACCUGACGUACGCGGCGGAGCUGGUGGAGGAAGUCAGGAGCGGGGACUAUGAUUUUGGAGCUGCUUUCGAUGGCGAUGGUGACCGCAACAUGAUAAUAGGCCGCAACGCCUUCUUCGUCACGCCCUCUGACUCUCUCGCCGUCUUAGCUGCGGGCGCGGCGGCGGUGCCCUACUUCCGGUCCAGAGGGGUGGCUGGACUGGCUCGAAGCAUGCCUACUGCCGCCGCCGCCGACAGGGUGGCUAAGGAGCUGGGGUUGCCGGUGUUUGAGGUUCCUACUGGUUGGAAAUACUUCGGCAACCUGAUGGACGCGGGUCGCUUAUCCAUCUGCGGCGAAGAGAGCUUCGGCACCGGAUCCGACCACGUGAGGGAGAAGGACGGCAUAUGGGCCGCACUCUUCUGGCUUCAAGUGCUGGCCGCUAGUGGGCUGAGUGUCGAGGAUACGAUGAAGGAACACUGGAGGAAGUUUGGCAGGAAUUACUUUACUAGAUACGACUACGAAGAGUGCGCAAGCGCGCCGUGCGCAGAAAUGAUGCUGUCUCUGGAGCGCACGAUCACUGCGCCCGGGUUCGCGGGCUCCGUGCUGACCGGGCAGGGCAAGGCCUACACCGUGGCCGCCGCCGACGACUUCUCAUACAUGGACCCUGUCGACCAUAGUGUCGCCAUGAAACAGGGUCUCCGCAUAAUCUUCACGGACGGGUCGCGCAUCGUGAUGCGGCUGAGUGGCACCGGCAGCUCCGGAGCCACCGUCAGACUCUACAUAGACUCCUACGAGCUGACCGACGUGUUGGGCGACGCGCAGGACAUGCUACGCCCUCUAGUGGACAUAGCCUUGCAGUUAUCAGACCUGCCGCGCUACACCGGCCGUGCCGCGCCCACCGUCAUCACGUAGUCGCCGCUUGACUGCUGUGGCAACCCUAGCCUUGCUUCGUAGGGUUGCCACUAGGGCGGGGCCUUCACCGGUAUAGGAGUUUUAACAUCAAGGUUUUGGUAAUAGGUGUAAAGCGCGCAGAUAAAGAAACAAUAAAUUGGUGACAAUAUUACAAAUAAAAGUGCAAAGGGUGGACUUAGUGCUGAAAGCAUUUUCUGCCAGUCAACCUGCAGAUCGUUGUCGUUGUCCGAGAUCGCCCGCUUAUCGAUAUUUUACAUUUAUUACAUUACAUUUUUGCUAAAUACAAUAGGGUAGCAGAUAUUUGAUCCAUGCAUAGGUACUCAUCAUAUGCAGUUUUAGUGUGAUUAGGAAGGACCAUUUAUUGACUUACGUUACUAAUAUUGCGAAGUAACAUGAGUCCGUCCGCCAUUUUGAUAUUGUUUCUUUAUUUGCGUGACUUGCAUGUUAUUUUAUACAUUUGAAUCAGUCAGUACCGGUGAAGGUGAUGUUAAGACAGUAGAUUAGAAACAUUAAUUUUACAAAAACUCAGCUAUGUUCAGACCAUGUGUGAGUCUUGCCUUUCUGAAAAGAAUGUUAUUAAUUUUAUGGCGAUUUAUACUGCCUAUCUUCGUUUUCUACUGUUUUUCUGCAGUAUACUUAUAUUUUUAUAAUUAUCAAUUUUAGAAGCUGCCAUAGUAGCAAAGUAAGCGAAAGUAUAUGUAUAUUUAAUCACAAUAAUUAUCUAAGAUGAUGUCUAAAGUUAACCAAAGAAAGUUACAAAACUAGCAAUAAGAAAACGAGAUUCAUUCGGUUUGUUAUGAAUAUUUUAUUUUAUGUAAUGUUAUUUACAAAUCAAUAAAUUUUAUUACGUUGUA